This is a messenger RNA of Triticum dicoccoides, 1128 nucleotides long. RefSeq names its product BTB/POZ and MATH domain-containing protein 3-like. The coding region runs from base 1 to 1128 and encodes 375 amino acids. Gene Ontology annotation, molecular function: protein binding. The transcript has a single exon. The record is from RefSeq and is a predicted model, not a curated record. NCBI's taxonomy places the organism in Eukaryota, Viridiplantae, Streptophyta, Magnoliopsida, Poales, Poaceae. Gene Ontology annotation, biological process: protein ubiquitination.
AUGUCCUUCGCCGGCGCAUCCUUUGUUGCUGACGGCAGGCUGCUACAGCCAUCCGUCCAGUGUGCCAUGAUCUACUCUGGCACGGCCAGCAGCGGUAGCUGGUGGUAUCAUCUGCUUGUGGUUGAAGGUUACUCCCGCAUCAAAAACAUGCCCCGUGGAGAUAGAAUCAGGGGUCGCUCCUUCGGAGCUGGAGGCUAUCGAUGGGCUAUGAAAUUCUAUCCCAAUGGUGAUGUCAUGGAUUAUGCCGAUUUCAUGUCCGUUUAUCUUGUCCUUGAUCAAGAUGUUGCACAAUCUGUGAAGGUGCAUACUCAGUUUAGUUUCAUUGAUCAGGUUGACCAGCAAGUACUUGCGUGCAUCCGUGCACGUAAAGCACGCGACUUCUCGAAAUAUAACUGGGGCUAUGGUCAAAGUCGAUUCAUCAAACGAGAGGAAUUUGAGAAGUCAGAGCAUCUCAAGUAUGACUGUUUCACCAUCCGGUGCGAUCUUUUCAUCGCCGAAGCUUCUGCAACUACCUUCAUUGAGGUGCCGCCAUCUAACUUAUGCGAGCAUCUGAACCAUCUCUUUGCGACCAAGGUUGGCGCCGAUGUGAUGUUCGAGGUUGGCCAUGAGAGUUUUGCUGCUCACCGGAACAUUCUCGCGGCCCGUUCCACUGUCUUCAUGGCGGAGCUCUUCGGCCCCAUGAAGGAGGGGACUACAGCGGGUGCCAUACGGAUACAAGACAUGGAACCACACGUGUUCAACGCCUUGCUUGGUUUCAUAUACACUGACUUGAUGCCCAAGAUGAGGAAGGUGGGAGGAGAAGCACAAGCAGAAGAAGUUGGAGCCGAUGAGGUUACGUGGCUGCGACACUUGCUUCCUGCAGCAGACCGGUUUGAUCUCCAGCGGCUCAGGUCGAUGUGUGAAGAGAGGUUGUCGGAGCACAUAGAUUUGAGCUUGGUGACGGUCAUCCUUGCUUUGGCUGCACAACAUCAUUGCCGUGGACUCAAGGAGGCCUGCCUGGAGUUCCUCAAAGUCCAGUCCGCUGAAGACUUGGGAGGAGUCAUGGCGACCAGCGAUUGGCAGCACCUGACUGCAACUAACCCCUCUGUUCUGAACGAGCUUAUCGCCAAGCUUGCCUCCAAACCAUAG